Molecule: messenger RNA, 3066 nt
Organism: Microtus oregoni (creeping vole)
Lineage: Eukaryota; Metazoa; Chordata; Mammalia; Rodentia; Cricetidae
Gene: Myo1h
Product: myosin IH
Exons: 31
Coding region: 1-3066 (1021 amino acids)
Biological process (GO): actin filament organization; vesicle transport along actin filament
Cellular component (GO): cytoplasm; microvillus; plasma membrane
Molecular function (GO): actin filament binding; microfilament motor activity; ATP binding
Source: RefSeq, a predicted model, not a curated record
AUGGAAGGGACGCUCACUGCCAGGGACAAGGUCGGAGUGCAGGACUUUGUGCUACUGGACGCCUACACCAGCGAAUCCGCCUUCCUGGAGAAUCUUCGCAAGCGAUUCAGAGAGAACCUUAUCUAUACAUACAUCGGGACCCUGCUUGUGUCCGUGAAUCCGUACCAGGAGCUGGGGAUCUACACUGCGAGCCAGAUGGAGCUUUAUCAAGGGGUUAACUUCUUUGAGCUACCACCACACGUCUAUGCCAUCGCCGACAAUGCCUACCGCAUGAUGUGCUCAGAGCUAAACAACCAUUUCAUCCUCAUCUCUGGAGAGAGCGGGGCUGGGAAGACAGAGGCCUCCAAGAAGAUCCUCCAGUACUUCGCAGUGACCUGCCCAAUGACGCAGUCACUCCAAAUAGCCCGAGACAGACUGCUGCUGUCCAUCCCAAUUCUGGAGGCUUUUGGAAAUGCCAAAACCCUCCGGAACGACAACUCCAGCAGGUUUGGAAAAUACAUGGACAUACAGUUUGACUUUCAGGGCAUCCCCGUAGGUGGGCAUAUCAUCAGUUACUUGAUCGAAAAAUCCCGCGUUGUCUACCAAAACCACGGGGAGCGGAAUUUCCACAUCUUCUACCAGCUGCUAGCGGGUGGUGAAGUGGAGCGCCUCACCUCCCUGGGGCUUGAGCAAGACCCCCAGCUCUACAAGUACCUCUCACAGGGUCACUGUGCCAGAGAGUCGCCUACCAACGACAAAAACGACUGGAAAACUGUGUUCAAUGCCUUUUUUGUCAUUGAUUUCACAGAAGCUGACCUUGAGAACCUCUUUGGGAUCAUUGCUAGUGUCCUGCACCUAGGCAACAUUUGCUUCAAGGAGGACAAACAAGGUUGUGCCAGCAUUCCGGACACACACGAAAUCAAGUGGAUUGCCAAGCUCCUGGGGCUCUGCCCGGCGGUUCUCCUGGAAGCUCUCACCCACAGAAAGAUUGAAGCCAAAACAGAGGAGGUGAUAUGCCCACUGACAGUAGAGCUCUCUGUCUAUGCUAGAGAUGCCAUGGCAAAGGCCAUAUACGGGCGGACAUUUACUUGGCUGGUCAAUAAAAUCAAUUCUUCCCUAGUCAACCAGGAUUUCACCCAGAAGACUGUGAUUGGGUUGCUGGACAUUUAUGGCUUUGAAGUCUUCGACAAGAACGGUUUUGAACAGUUCUGCAUAAAUUAUUGCAACGAGAAACUGCAGCAGCUGCUGAUAGAGAGGACGCUGAAGGCCGAGCAGGCAGAGUAUGAAUCUGAAGGCAUCGAGUGGGAGCCUGUUCAGUACUUCAACAACAAGAUCAUCUGUGAUUUGGUAGAAGAGAGACACAGAGGGAUCAUGUCUAUUCUGGAUGAAGAAUGCAUCCGUCCAGGUCCCGCCACAGACUUGAGUUUCCUGGAGAAGCUGGAAGAGAAAGUGGGCAAGCACGCACACUUCCAAACAAGGAAGCUGGCUGGUCCGAAGGGCUGGAAGAGGAUUGGCUGGUUGGAGUUUCGCCUCCUGCACUAUGCAGGAGAGGUCACCUACAGCACCAAGGGAUUUUUGGAGAAAAACAAUGACCUGCUUUACAGACACCUGAAGGAGGUGCUGUGUGGGUCCCAGAACAGCAUUCUGAGGGAGUGUUUCCUGGUGGCAGAGCUGGAAAACCGGAGGCGGCCACCAACGGUUGGGACUCAGUUUAAGAACAGCCUGAGUAGCCUCCUGGAACUUCUCACCUCCAAGGAGCCUUCGUACAUCCGCUGCAUCAAGCCUAACGAGAGAAAGGAGCCCAGCAAGUUUGACGACUUCCUCAUCAGUCACCAGAUCAAGUACCUGGGACUGAUGGAGCACCUGCGUGUGCGCCGGGCAGGCUUCGCCUACAGGCGCAAGUAUGAGCACUUCCUGCAAAGGUACAAGUCUUUGUGCCCAGAUACCUGGCCACACUGGCACGGCCCCCCAGGAGAGGGUGUCGAGAGGCUGAUCAAGUAUAUCGGCUACCAACCUCAGGACUACAAGUUAGGAAAAACCAAAAUAUUCAUCCGCUUUCCCAGAACUCUGUUUGCUACUGAAGAUGCCUUUGAAUUUAGUAAACAUCAAUUAGUUUCAAGAAUCCAAGCUACAUACAAAGGCUGCCUGCGGAGGAGAGACUACAUGAGGAAGAGACAAGCAGCCACAAAAUUAGAAGCCUACUGGCGCGGAGCCCUGGCUCGGAGGGAGAUCAAGAGGAGAAGGUGGGCUGUGCAGAUCAUCCAGAGGUUCAUCAAGGGUUUCAUCAACCGAGACAAACCCCUCUGUCCUGACAAUGAGGAGUUUGUAGUGCUCGUGAAGAAGAAUUACAUCUUGAAUCUUCGCUACCACGUGCCAAAGACUGUGCUGGACCAGAGCUGGCUGAGGCCUCCAGGCAUCCUGGAAAAUGCUUCGAACCUGCUCAGGAAGAUGUGCGUGAGGAACCUUGUUCGGAAGUACUGCCGGGGAGUCUCAGCCGAGAGGAAAGCCAUGAUGCAGCAAAAGGUGGUCACGAGCGAAAUCUUCAGGGGGAAGAAGGACGGCUACACAGACAGCUUAAACCAGCCCUUCGCCCGCAGCCGGCUGGAUGAAGGCGACAUAAAUCCCAAAGUGCUCCAGUUGCUUGGCAGUGAAAAGAUCCAGUAUGGCGUCCCGGUCAUCAAGUAUGACAGGAAAGGCUUCAAGGCACGGCAGAGGCAACUCCUCCUCACUACGAGGGCGGCGUAUGUGGUGGAACAUUCCAAAAUCAAGCAGAAGAUCGAGUACUCAGCCCUGAGAGGUGUCUCCACUAGCAGUCUGAGCGAUGGAAUCCUAGUCAUUCAUGUUUCACCAGGGGACAAACAGCAAAAGGGGGACGCCAUCCUGCAGUGUGACUACAUAUUUGAGGUGGCCACUAAACUGGCCAUGCUGAUUAAGAAGGAACAUGUCCGCGUUGUUCAAGGAAGCCUGCAGUUUUACAUCAGUCCUGGGAAAGAAGGCACAAUACUUUUUGAGACUGGAGUAGAAGACCAAGUCUAUAAGGAUAAAAGCGGACAGCUAACAGUGGUGUCAACAGGGAAGAAGACCUGA